This is a messenger RNA of Mauremys mutica (yellowpond turtle), 3747 nucleotides long. It is a transcript of the gene USP2, whose product is annotated as ubiquitin specific peptidase 2. Gene Ontology annotation, cellular component: cytoplasm. Gene Ontology annotation, molecular function: cysteine-type deubiquitinase activity. The record is from RefSeq and is a predicted model, not a curated record. NCBI's taxonomy places the organism in Eukaryota, Metazoa, Chordata, Testudines, Geoemydidae. Gene Ontology annotation, biological process: protein deubiquitination. The transcript is spliced from 15 exons. The coding region runs from base 313 to 2097 and encodes 594 amino acids.
GCUGCGCCCGGAUUGUGACAUCAGGCUCGGCCGGGCCCCCAGCUGCUCCGCGGAAGCGGCCGGCUCCGGCUCAUCCCCCCCCGAGAGCCCGGGCAAGUACCUCGCGGACUCUGAGGUGACCCCAUCCGAGCAGCCAGGGUGUCACCCCAUGACAAGCCGCUACCCUUCAGCCUUGCUGCCCCACAGGCAGCCCUGGGCACCAGGAUGGUGUGAUGUGGCCCUGUGAGUCCCACAGGGAAGGCAGUUCUUGUAGACGUGGCAGUCCUAGACGUCAAUGCCACCGGCGGUGGCCCCGGAGCCCCAGUCUCCAGGAUGUCCCAGCUCUCCUCCCCGGUGAAGCGCUAUGGAGACACCUCCCGCUACCCCGCCGCCUCCUACAGUAAAUCCCCCACCAGCUACGGCUCCUACUCCUCCUACGGCUCCAGCUUCGCCGCCUCUUACCCAGACAAGGACAGGGUCAGCUUCAAGCCCAGCCCCCCCAGCAGCUACCUGGCCUCCAGCCGGCUGCAGACCUCGGGCGCCUCCCCGAGUAGUAGCUAUGAUGCAGGCCGGCUGGCACUGCGCCCAGAGUCCGGCAUCCGGCUGAGCCCGGGCUAUUGCCACACACUAGCCAGGCCUCUGGGCAUUGGGGGCCUGAGCGGGGGAGCGUGCUACCCCUGCACCGGUACGUCCAUCAGCCCCACCAGCUACAUGGCGACACCGUCCACGCUCAGCCGCAAGAAGUCCAGCAGCCACUCGGACCUGGCACGGGAGUUCACCGGGCUGCACGCCUCCGAACCCUACCGCCUGGACUCACCCACCCGCACCCCGCUCCUUGCCCGCAACCGCCAGGAGCUCUGCGCCCUGCAGAGCCUGUAUCAGGCCGCCAGCCGCUCCGAGUACGUCAAGGAGUACCUGGAGUCCUGCAGCAGGAAGGGCAGCCGCACCCCCGGCAGCCCCCGCAGUCCCACCCAAGAAGUGAUCACCCCUCUGUUCCGGCCCAGCAGCCGCUGCCCCAGCCAGCCAUGGGAGAGGAGCGAGAGCCGGAUGGACUCCCCCGCCAGGGACCCCUCGAACUCCAAGACGGUGCAGGGUCUGACCGGCCUCCGUAACCUUGGCAACACGUGUUUCAUGAACUCCAUCCUGCAGUGUCUGAGCAACACGAAGGAGCUCCGGGACUACUGCUUGCAGAACCAGUACGUGCGGGACCUCAACAGCAACAGCCGUAUGCACACCGCACUGAUGGCAGAGUUCGCAAAGCUGAUCCAGCUGCUCUGGACCUCGUCCCCCAACGAAGCAGUGAGCCCCUCGGAAUUCAAAACCCAGAUCCAGAGAUACGCGCCCCGCUUUGUCGGCUACAACCAGCAGGACGCUCAGGAAUUCCUGCGCUUCCUGCUUGAUGGACUCCACAGCGAGGUGAACCGGGUGCUAGUGCGGCCCAGAUCCAACCUGGACAACCUGGACCACCUGCCCGACGAUGAAAAAGGGAGGCAGAUGUGGCGGAAAUACCAGGAGAGGGAGGACAGCCGGAUCGGGGAUCUCUUCGUCGGGCAGCUGAAGAGCUCCCUGACCUGCAGCGAGUGCGGCUACUGCUCCACGGCCUUCGACCCCUUCUGGGAUCUGUCCCUGCCCAUCGCCAAGAAGAGCUACAGCGAGGUGACCCUGUUGGACUGCAUGCGGCUCUUCACCAAGGAGGACGUGCUGGAUGGAGACGAGAAGCCGACGUGCUGCCGCUGCAAAACCAGGACGAGGUGCACAAAGAAGUUCAGCAUCCAGAGGUUCCCAAAGAUCCUGGUGCUUCAUUUGAAGCGCUUCUCCGAGGCCAGGAUACGAACCAGCAAGCUCACCACCUUCAUCAGCUUCCAGCUGAAGGACCUGGACCUGCGGGAGUUUGCCGCACAGAGCUGCAACCAUGCCAUUUACAACCUGUACGCCGUGUCAAAUCACUCCGGGACCACCAUGGGGGGGCACUACACAGCCUACUGCAAAAGCCCCGUGUCUGGCGAGUGGCACACUUUCAACGACUCCCGCGUCACCCCGAUGUCCUCGAGCCACGUGCGCAGCAGCGACGCCUACCUGCUCUUCUACGAGCUGGCCAGCCCGUCUUCCCGCAUGUAGCUCCUGCCCCCCCGCUCGGCCCCCCGGGAGCCUGGCACGGCCACGCCGAGACGGGGAGACCCAGGACAGCCACGACUAUGGCGGGGAUUUCUAUUAAUCAGUUCGUUUUUUAAAAAACAACACAAGACGCAAGAGAAACCACCCCUAAAACGGGGCCGGCACCCUGGCCAGGGGGAUAGAUUUCUCCUGCCCGGGGGCCCAUUGCGGCUGAGGCUGAAGACAAGCGGAGCCCGAGGCCAAUCGGCGGCACAGACAGCGGCGAGGAUACCGGCACAGAGGGGGCUGGACAGCUCAGACGAUUCCUGUUAGGGGCAGGGGUUGGAUUCUUAGCUUGUUUUGCUCUUUUCUUUGGUGUGUAAUAAAUGCCAUGGGGCACAGGAGCCUGCCUGUCCCGUUAACUCCAAGCAGCCACCCUGGGGCAGAGACGAGUGGGGUUUGGGGACCCAGGAGUGCCUCCGUCUCGUCCUGGUGCAAUCACACCAUUUGGAGCCUGCUGCUUGGGAACCCCGCCUGGAAUUGCACUAUGAAAACACCGUGCCUGCUCUCCGGCCCAGCCCUACCCUGCUCCCUGCAGCCGGGGGCUGCUCCUCCGAACCAGACUAACAGCCCACCGCCCUUCUCCAAUAGCCUGUGGCAGCUUGGCUGGCGGCUCUGCCCAUGGCGCAGUCGUGGCAGUGAAUUAUUGAUUUGAAACUCCCUGGCCCGCCUAUGACUGGGUUUGCAUGGAUGACGCCUGGCAGUGCACACAGAUCCCAGGACAGGUCCCAGAGUGACUGUUCUACCGCUCAUCACUUUGGGGGACAUUCUUGAGAUCAUUUGUAAUUGACUUUUCUCCGUCACAGUGCCCACACCCGUUUAGGGGCCCUCCUUGCUAGGAGCAGCAGGGAUGGGGGAGAGACUCGCUUCGGGUGGGUUUACCGGCCAGCUAUACAACCGUGCCUUAAAACCUUCUGGGAGCAGUGAGCUGAACUAAGGUUCCCAUAAUCCUCUGUGGCAUGCCCAGCCUCUGCCAUAGGGGGCUGCCUGCAGCUUUCUGGGAGCCAGCUUGGGGGGUGGUCUUUGUGCACCUGGGGAUGGUGAGCAGCAGCCUCUCCCUCCCACAGAGGCAUGAAGCCAGCCUCACUGGCCUUGCUCUGGACAGGCCGGGGAAUCUCCAUGGUCUUUUUAUUGUUUUCUCUAAUUUAUUCUCUUCCUCCUCUUCCCCCCAGCCACCUUCAGAGCAUCUGGCUGCAGGGCGGGGAACCCCACCAGCCCCUAGAGGCGAGCAGCCCCCAGGCACGCUCGGAGAUACCCCAACCGGCAUGUUGAAUGGUGCCACUUGCCUGUUCUUGGCACAGCAGCGCGGGGGGUAUCCUGGCCACUUUGCUGAGGCCCCUGCUCCCCUCACCCCCACCUUGCACCCUGCCCCUGGAACAGCUCUCGGAGGACUGACACUAAGACUGAAAGGGACAUUUUCCCCCCCUGCUCAGCCAGUGCCCCUUUCGACAUGGCGGGGGCUGGGAGCGCCUGCUGCAGGGGAAGGGGCAGGCUCUCUGGCUCUGGGAGCAGCCCAGCCUGCAGCUGGGGGGAGGCCGAGCAGGGCUGUGUUGCUGUUUUGCCUAUGGCUUGUUUACUGUGUAAGCAAGAUGGGGGGAGCACAUGAGUGUCAAG